AAGAAGAAGAAGAAGAAGAAGAAGAAGAAGAAGAAGUAGUAGGACAAAGAAGAAGGAAAAGAAGAUGUCAGUGGCACUAAAGAGAGGAAUAAGCGCCAAAGAGGAGACUCUGAAAUGCGCAGGGCGUUUCUGGAGGCUCUUUCCUCACCUCCUGCUGUGUCUGUCUCUGGUCGCGUACGCGGCGCUCGGUGCGUUGAUGUUCGAGCGCAUCGAGGGAAAGAGCGGCUCCUCUUCCCACCGCGACUCUUACCGAGACUUCCUCGGUGAGAUAGUCAGUACCGUGCAGCACCUCACCGUUUCAGUGAACGCCUCAGACCAAGACAUAGUGAGUGAAGUGGAGAAAAAGAUGUCAGAGUUCAAGUCCAUAUGGUUUCAGAGCCCUGAAAAAUGGAAUUUCUUUGGCUCUAUGUUCUUCUGCUGCACUGUAUUCACAACAGUCGGGUAUGGCGAGAUCUAUCCGGUUACCUUGACUGGUAAGGUGGUGUGUGUCUUGUAUGCCAUGGUGGGCAUCCCUCUCAUGCUGCUGGUCAUCCUUGAUGUUGGAGACUUCCUUGCUAUGAUGAUGUCCAGGGCCUACAUGCGCAUUCACACCCUCAGCAAAACCCUCCUCUCCCACACCUGGUCACCGUGGAAGGCAAGGGACUCGAGCCACCGGUCCCUGGAGGAUGGUACCUUUAUUUACAGCCGUGACUUUGUGAUCCACGAGCCCCUCGACAUCCGGCAAGUACUUCACAGCCAAGCAGAUAUACGGCAAAGAUCUGUCCAACUCCAAAAUAACAAAGAGAUCUUUGAAAAGAUUCUGGCCAGGGAGAAUUUACUUAGAAAUAGUCCACUGCUCAGGACCCUCUCCUGCCCAGAGCUAGACCGGCUGCCGCUACCACUCAAGGGAUUUACCAUGUGGGACUUCACAGGGUUAGGGGAUGGAAUGGAAACGCUGGAUGUACCCUUCGUACUGAUUCUUUUCAUUGUUUUUGCCUACAUUUUUUUUUUUGGUUUGAUUUUGCCGUUGUGGGAAAAAGAAUUCAAGGGCUUUGAUCCCUACUACUUCUGCUUCAUUACACUCACGACCAUCGGUUUUGGCGACAUUGUGCCACACCACCCUAAGUACUUCAUGAUUACCUCACUCUUUAUCAUUGUCGGAAUGGCCAUCAUGUCCAUGGCUUUCAAGCUUAGCCAAACUCGAAUUGUGAGCUGCUACCGCCAAUGCAUCAAGUUCAUCAGCAGGGGAAAUGUGGAGACUUCUAAAUAAUUUACACGAUAACUACGUAACCAAGAGAUUCUCUGUCUCACGUCUUAAGAGUUGCACGGGCUGGUUUUGACACAGUUCCAAAGCAGAGGGCCUUUGGGAACUUUUCCAGUGUGUUAUUUGUGCCGGCUCUUCAGCUAUAAGCAAAAUAUAAACUUUGCAUGUGCCAAACGCUUAUGCCCAAAGAAGGUGGUUGAUAUUCAAAAUGAUUUACAAUAUCUUGCCAUGGAAUGAGUAUUAGUAUUGUGUGGUACUCUAUCAAUUGUUCUGCCUUACUGGACUAUAGAGGGUGGACAAAUAGUCUUACAUUUGAUUGUCAGAACUGCACUUUAUCAGUAAAAUGACUGAAAUGAUGCACUACUUGAAGGUGGAUUUGUUUCUACAGUUAAUAGAACAUGGCUGACUUAAUUCUUUUGGAUGCAUUAGCACGUUAAUACCUUCAAAGACUGGGUGGUGAUAUAUUGACAGAGGCAGAUUAAAGUUACCCUAACCCCUGUGCUUCUACAAAUCUGUAGCUUGUAAAAGCCAUAACUCCGAAGACAGAGUGAUCCAACCCUAUUUCACUCCAAUGUUCAGGUACUGAUUCGUGUCCCAGUCUACAAUACGUUGAGUGCUCCCCUUGGUCAUCAAAGCCCUCAUCAGAGUAUCACUGAGGCACAUCUGUAGCUCCCUUUCUCAUGAUACCUCACGUCAACCCAACCCGCGCUGUGGUAGAGCAUGUGUAAUUAUUUCGUGCGCUGCAUAAUAUUACAAUGAAUGAAGAUGUUGUAUUACCGGAUCCAGCACCUACAGAAACCAUGCCGGAUGACCCCUGAAAUGGCACACACCAUCACAAUGAAGUCAUCAUUAGUGAACAAGCAAUUGCACAGCUUUAGGGUACACUACACAAACUCUCCCCAACACGCGCAAUAAUUAAUGCACAGUGACAUUUAUCGUGUUUUCGCUGGUCAUUUACAGAGUUAGGAGGGUUUGCUGAAUCCUACUUGGCACACUCGUACAAGACCAUCAUCCAAAACUAUUCUGUGUUGGACCUUUUGCACUUUAUUUUGCAUUGUAGAAGUGUUUUCAUUCUGUUGCAGUAUAUAUGCAAUAUAUCAUGUGUAUAUGUAUGUAUAUCUUGGGGCAGCUGUGGCAAUCAGAAGAUCUGCAAUUCGAUCCUGCUCUCCUCCAGUCCUUUUCAAAGUUUCCUUGGUCAAGACACUUAACCCCAAGUUGAAGAAUAACCACAACUUCUGAGUUUGACCACUUACUAGAAAAAUGACAAAGUGGUGGACUAAUGUGCAUAAUGGAAAAGGGUUUAUAAUGGAUAGACGGAUGAUGUGGCUUUUUCUGAUUCAACUGCAUUCUGUAACUUCCUCUCGGAAGAGUUUAAACCCUUGGUUCUAUCUUUCUCUGAUAUAACUCAAAAUGACUAAUCUGAGUCUUAUUAUGUUCCAGACAUUUUAACAUGUGCUGGUAUAACAAGACAUCUCGCCUGGAUGUUUUUGGAUAGUUUCCGACCAUAAUUAAAGACGUUAAAAUCAUGAACAAUCGCAUGUGGUCAUGGUACACAAGCAUAGCACCCAUUUACAGGCUUUAAUCUGAGGAGACGCGUAUGUUUGUAUUUGUUAAUAUGUGUACUGGUACUUCGUUAGCUGUUCAACGUUAGCUAAACACUCCUCCCCGACAAAACUAAAGGUACUUAGCAGUGGCAGAACAGAUUCAACAAGUAUUUAUUGAAUAUAAUAUGUUGUCCAGUGUCUUACUCUUAAGAUGAGUGAAUAUUAGGAUAAACAAUAAGUAAAUGUCGAAAUAUAAAAUGUAGUAUAUCUAAAUGAUGAAAUGUAUCCAUAUAGUGACCACUUGUAUUCCUUUAAUACUUUUGGAGAUAUAUAAAUAAAAUAAUAUUAUACAAUUUCCACUUUAUUAGCCCCCUUGGGGUUUAAGAUUUUUAAAAAUGUUCAAUUUUUUACGAUUUUGUACAGAUUUUUCAACUCACAUUUCCAAACUCUACAGUCAUUCUCUAUGUAAUUUUAUUUUAUAUAUUUAUGGUAAGACUGACUCCAUACAAAGUAACGUCAUGUUGAUUUAAAGCAAUUUCUUUCUAUUUUUGUUCAGCCUGCUUUCCUUUUAUAAUAAUGCCUGUAUUAUCUAAAAACUGUAAUGCACAUCUUAUUUACAUCAGAAUAUGUACGCUGUAGUGAAGUCACAUGAAAGUAUAAAUAGUCAUAUCACGAUGAACAAUAAAGAAAAACAAAAAUGGAAAUUGAAUCUUAGGGCGGUUCAUUCUCAGAAGGAUUAUAUUACGUGAUUAUUACAUUACAUUACAUUACAUGUCAUUUAGCAGACGCUUUUAUCCAAAGCGACUUACAAUAAGUGCAUUUCAACCUAGAGUACAAACUAAGAACAACAAGAAUACAGGAAGUAACAUUUCCUCAACAUAGUCGAACUACAAAAGUACCAUAAGUAAGUGCUUAUGAACCUCAUCAAGUAAGUGCUUAUGAACCUCAUCAACCUAUGCUUUUUGAACCUCACCUGUGUUUAUAAAUUGACAUUCCCACUGGUUUUGAAUACGCUGAUGAUAACCUUGAGAUGAAACAUUUGUUUUUGGCCCAUAAUAAAUAAGAAGACCAUUUAUUAACACUUUAUAAUAACCGCACGCUAUGAAGCAUUAUUAGUUAAGUAUGAAUAGACACUUCAUUCAUCAUUUACAAAGCAUCGUUCCACACUUUAAAAAUGGUAGAUUCACCAUUUGUGAAUGAAUAUUAUAUAAUGCACUUUAUAAUAACCGCACGGUAUGAAGCAUUAUAUAAUACUUCAUUUACAAAUAGUGAAUCUACCAUUUAUAAAGUGAGGAACAAUGCUUUAUAAAUGAUGAAUUAAGUGCUUACUCAUACUAAACUAAUGCUUCAUAACGUGCAGUUAUUAGAAAGAAUUACAUUUCUUUGUGAGUACCAGGUUUUUAUUCCUUUUGAUUCUCGAUUCUUGAUUUAGGAUUUGAAGUUGUACUGUAAAAUCCUAAAGUAUUAGCCAAAAGUUAAACAUAUAAUAUGAAAAAUAAGUAUUAAUUAUUAUUAAAUAAAGGGCCGGUACCGUAUAAUUGUGCCUGGUACAGUACUUAAUGUACAAUAUCAAUACAAUAAGUCUAUUAGUCAUAAUUAUUGUGUUAUAAUCAUCCUUAACCCUGCACCACAGCAGUUGUAGUAGUGUUCCAGAGCACCAGAUGGUGGUGCUGUACAACAAUGAGGAGGUUAUCACUUCCCACUGUUGCAGGAAGAUGUAUUCCCAAGAUGUCUCUUUUCUUUCCUUCAACCUCUCUCAAAGCUCUCAGGGUGAAGGAAACACUAUCAUAGAAACUCAUCAAAUCAAGCACUUGUAAUUAACAUGUAUUUAGAUCCAAAUUACAUUUAUGAAACCGGAAACAUGAAGCUGAAACUAUUUGAGAUAUUCCUGAAAAUAAUGCUGUGUUUUGUUACUUAUUUUCUGUGUGAUUAGUUUUAAGUCAGUUUAUUUUCUAUUUUCUAGGCACUAAGAGGCCAAUAUGUCUCUUUCAAAGUGCUUUAAAAGUGCUUUCAGCCACGAAAAUGCCAAUUUCAUGUUUCCUUUUAACCUAUAUUCACGACCAAAAUGUAAAGAGUGGAGGAAAAUAUCCCGAAAACAAGUUAUAAAAGAUACAGAGAUCAUCUCUCAAUCUAUACCCAAACCCCCUGGUGUCCCUUAAAUCUAUCCAAUCGUGUGCCUAAAUGUCCUUUAUUUCAAAAGCUUCAGGGGGAAGUGCGCUCCGACACCUUAAAGCCGCUCGAAUCGAUAUCAGUGCAACGACUAUGUAAUGUAUUGUAGUGAUGAACCCAAAUAUGAUCUAUUUUAACUUUAAUUUUUAAAGCUAACAACCUUUAUAAUACGCAUUUUAAAGCAGAAGCAUGAAGGCAAUAUGUGUCAGAAAGUGAAUUAGACCAAAUAUGAAGGGGGAAAAUGACAGAAAUGUGUAAAUAAAUGUGUGAAGAAAUAGUAAAAACAUGUGUUUACCUUUGGCUGAGGAUAAAAACAUAAUAUGACAAAGUGCAAUGAAGCAGGUUAAGUUAAUAGAUUAAAUCCUAACCUGCAUAAAUAUGAUGAACUAAAACCACCCUGAGGCUUCUGUUCCACUGAGAAUACAAACACAUUAGAUUUGUGUGCAGCGACGAGGAGACUGUAAUCUUCCUCAUCAGGCACGUGCACAGACAUUUUGGGGGGCAGGUGCUCAAACCCAAAAAAAAGGGCACCCAUUGGCAAAAUGAUUUUUCUAUUGAUCACUGUAACUUGAAGUGAGCAAGUAAUCGGUUGUUACGAAACACCUGAAACACAUCGUGUCGUGAGAAGACAUGAGAGCUGAAGACAUGAGCGCCGCGGAGCAUGGCGAGGCGAAAUUCUCACAAGAACUCAAAUAAAUGCUCCGACAGAUAUCCAAACACAUUUGGGGGGAAUUGAUGACAGAGAGAGUAAGUGUUAUUCUUAAAGACUGAUUAAUGAAGAAAAAAUGUGUCUACGUCCCUGGAAAAUCAAUCUUGAGCCGGAGAUGUGCCAGUUCUCGAUUUACAAUAUCCUAUUUCUGAUGUUCAGUUGUGUCUAUUCCCCAAGUCAUGUGGUAUAAUAGGUUGGCCGAACUCAAAGAAGAAGAACAACUCAUGUUGUCAUUUAAUUUCUGGAUCUAUUGUACUUGUGUGAUACUGGGUAUUGACUUUGUGCAGGUGUGUCUACAUACAGAUGUUCCAGAUGUUUGUGUGUGUGUGUGUGCGUGUAUUCUGGCUCGGCGAAAUGAGGUGACCUCUUUGUAUGUAUUGUUUAUGUAUUGAAUGUCCUGUACUCUAGUGUAUACAGUUGGAGGGGUGGGGGAGUGGGUUUGUUAUCUGAUAUUUCAACAAAAAGAUGAUAAACAAUGGAAAUAUCA
Molecule: messenger RNA, 6152 nt
Organism: Pseudoliparis swirei
Lineage: Eukaryota; Metazoa; Chordata; Actinopteri; Perciformes; Liparidae
Gene: kcnk18
Product: potassium channel, subfamily K, member 18
Exons: 3
Coding region: 65-1249 (394 amino acids)
Biological process (GO): stabilization of membrane potential; potassium ion transmembrane transport
Cellular component (GO): membrane
Molecular function (GO): potassium ion leak channel activity
Source: RefSeq, a predicted model, not a curated record